Messenger RNA from Lachancea sp. 'fantastica', 2802 nucleotides. The record is from the annotation of a GenBank genome assembly. NCBI's taxonomy places the organism in Eukaryota, Fungi, Ascomycota, Saccharomycetes, Saccharomycetales, Saccharomycetaceae.
AUGUCGACACACACUUAUAAGAAGUUUGAAGAGGCUCAAUCGGGCGUUUUGCCCGAUAAAAUGACCAUAUAUCAGGACUGUUUGAAUGCGUUUAACGAAUCGCCUGUGAAUUCCAAAAGGUGCAGACUUUUGAUUUCAAGACUUCUGCAAUUACUUGCCCAGGGUCAGACCUUUCCUCGCACGGAAGCUACUGCUCUGUUUUUCGCCAUCUCUAAACUGUUUCAGCACCCAAAUGACUCCCUUAGACAGGUGGUUUACCUCGCCAUCAAGGAACUGAGCAGUGUAUCGGACGAUAUUCUGAUGGCUACGUCCUCCAUCAUGAAGGACGUGCAGAAUGGCUCUGACAUGAUUAAACCCAAUGCAAUUCGUUCUCUAACUCGCGUGUUGGACGAAUCCACCGCAUUUUCGGCAGAACGUCUGUUCAAAUCGGCGGUUGUUAGCAAACAUCCAUCGAUCUCGUCUGCUGCACUUGUGAGCUCAUACCAUUUGCUGCCAAUCGCUGAAAGUACUGUCAAACGCUACUCCAACGAAACUCAGGAAGCCGUAGGCGACCUCAAAACUUUCCCCUAUCAUGAUGGCUUGUCGGAGCAUUAUCCAAACUCGACGUAUAUUGCACAAUACCAUGCGUUGGGUCUUUUGUGCAUGCUAAAAAACCAUGAUAAAAUAGCUCUUAUGAAGUUGGUGCAACAUUUUUCUUCCGGAAGCACGUUGAAGAAUCAACUAGCCCAGGUGCAACUAGUCAAGUUGGUAGGAAGUUUGCUGUCCAAGGACAACCAAAUGAUUUCGCAGCUGUCUCCUUUGCUACUCGGCUGGCUGUCUAACAAGUACGAAUCAGUCCAGCUCGAAGCUGCUAAGCUAAUCACUUCUUUGCCAGACCGCUACGUUUCUCCAGAAUUGUUUUCAUCGGCAGUUCAAACUUUACAAGGACUACUGUCAGUUCCUCGUGCUACUACCAGAUUCGCAGCUGUUAGGGUGUUGAACAGAAUCUCCAUGGUAGCCCCUGAAAAGAUUGUUGUGUGCAACCCUGAAUUGGAGUCAUUGAUUAACGACAGCAACAGAAACGUGUCCACUUACGCUAUCACCGCAUUGUUAAAGACAGGAACUUCUAAUAACAUUGCAUCCCUCAUCAAAACUAUCACAAACUUCAUUCACGAAAUAUCGGAUGACUUCAAAAUUAUAAUUAUAGAUGCAGUCCGCACAAUGGCUUUAAAGUUUCCUGAAGAAUGGAAGGCUAUUCUGAACUUUCUUGUUAAUGUUUUGAAGCAAGGUGAGGGUGGAUUUCAGUUCAAGAACAGUAUUGUGGAGGCCCUUUUUGAUCUCGUCCAAUUUGUUCCACAAUCCAAGGAACUGGCUCUUGAAAAUUUGUGUGAUUUCAUCGAGGACUGCGAGUACAAUGAGAUUCUUGUGAGAGUUUUGCAUUUGCUGGGUAAGGAGGGUCCUGGUAUGAAGACUCCAUCGCUGUACGUCAGGCACAUAUACAACAGGGUUGUGUUGGAGAACUCCAUAGUCAGAUCCGCUGCUGUCGUGGCUCUCUCUAAAUUUGCUUUGGUCAAAAACGACCCAACGUUUGUGGACUCAAUUGAAAUCUUGCUGAGAAGAAUUUCCACCGAUGUUGACGACGAAGUGAGGGACAGAGCAACCAUUGCACUGGAGUUAAUCGAAUCCAUCAAAUCGAAGGGUGGAAAUGACUCAUCUCCUGCCGAGGGUCUCAUCCAGUCCAAGUAUACCUAUGAUUUGGCAUCCUUAGAGUCGAAACUCAGCCAGUACAUGGCUGCUAAACAGGAGGCAUUCAAGACUCCAUUUGAUACUUCUUCCAUCGCUAGGUACACCGAGGACGAAAGAAAGGCCAUCGACUUUAAGAGAAAGCAAGAACAAUUAUUCACGACAGUGUCUUCCGGGAAAUCCAAGGGUAAGAGUGGAGUUUCAUCUGAAGCUGAUAAAAAGAAUGGAUCAUACGGUGGGCCUGCUGCUACUGAACUGGACCAGGAUAUGCAGGCCACGAAGUACGCCGAGGAACUCGCUUCGAUUGAAGAGUUCAAGUCGUUCGGUUCCAUCGUCAACACCUCCAGGGACGUCGCAUUGACUGAAACCGAGGCUGAGUUUGUUGUUACCGGCGUGAAACAUUUGUUCAAAUCCCAUGUUGUUUUACAGUUCCACAUUACGAACACCUUGGCUGAUGUCGCUUUGGAUAAUGUUUCCGUUGGGUGCACCCCAGCUCUUGGCGACGAGGAGUCUUCGUUGACUGAGGUGAUCUCCAUACCGGCUGAUAGAAUCAAGCCCUCAGAAACAUUUUCGUCCUACGUGGCUUUCGAAAAAUCCCAGGAAGUUGUCACUGAGGAUCUGUUGAACACCUUAUACUUCACCACCAGAGAACUUGAUUCCUCCACUCAGGAACCUUUCGAGGGAGAUGAAGGCUACCAGGACGAAUACGAAAUCGAUAGCUUGCCAUUGACUGCGGGCGAUUAUAUCAGAGGUGCUUUUGUGGGCGACUUUACCUCGUGCUUCGAUGAGCUGCCCAAUCAUGAAAUUUCCGUCUACAAUAUCAGAGAAAACUUGUCUUUACAAGAAGUUGUGGACAAGCUGAUCACCAAUACCAGUUGUUUGACGUUGGAUAACACUCAGUUCACAUCUACAGACUCAAACACGCACACUUUGAAACUGUUCGGGAAGAGUGUACUAAACGGAGCAAGAGUAGCUCUUGUCGUUCGGAUGAUCAAGAGCUCUAAAGGAAUUGCCUUGAAGGCCGAAGGUAGGUCUGACGAUGCUGUCCUAUGUAGCGAUAUUGUCAAUGGACUUAUUUAG